Molecule: messenger RNA, 2946 nt
Organism: Paramisgurnus dabryanus
Lineage: Eukaryota; Metazoa; Chordata; Actinopteri; Cypriniformes; Cobitidae
Gene: spock3
Product: SPARC (osteonectin), cwcv and kazal like domains proteoglycan 3
Biological process (GO): anatomical structure development
Molecular function (GO): calcium ion binding; protein binding; extracellular matrix binding
Source: RefSeq, a predicted model, not a curated record
GAGAGAGAGAGAGAGAGAGAGAGAGAGAGAGAGAGAGAGAGAGAGAGAGAGAGGUUGGUGAAGAUCAAUUGAGUCUCAGCACGGAGAUCUUCAGUCAAUGACAGCGAGUAUAUUUUCCUGGUGAAGGUGACGCAUAACGGAUUAUUAUGCGUGUGCUGAUCGCCGUGUGCGCGCUCGCGCUGCUCAUCGCCGGAGCUUCUGCCCGCAACGACAAUUUUUUGGACGACAAAUGGUUGACCGGGAGAUGGGACAAAUUUAGAGAUGAACCAGGGACAUGGAGCCCCGGAAAGCCAUUCGAUCAAGCUCUUGACCCUGCCAAAGAUCCAUGCCUCAAGAUUAAAUGUGGCCGCCAUAAAGUGUGCGUGGCAGAAGAUUACCAAACACCAACUUGUGUCAGUCAACGCAGGAUGAGUAUUAAGGACAUGAACUCAAACUCACCACUACUGAAAUGCAAGCCGUGUCCAGUUGUCCAUCCUUCACCUGUAUGUGGAACAGACGGACACACGUACUCCACCAAGUGUAAACUAGAGUAUCAAGCCUGCAUCUCUGGAAAGCAGAUUUCUGUAAAGUGUCCAGGACAGUGUCCCUGUCCUUCACAGAGUUUAGUGGAGAAGAAAGAAUGCGGUAAUGCUGAAAUGACUGAAGUGGUCAGCAGAUUAAGAGAUUGGAUCACAGUUCUUCAUGAGAAUGGCAAUCGCAGCAACAAAUUGAAGCUCCAGAAGCCAGAGAAGAAGAUAGAAACGAGUAAGCUGCCCCUCUGUAAGGACUCUCAGGGCUGGAUGUUCUCCAGACUGGACACAAACUUUGACCUUGAGCUUGACCAGUCAGAGCUGUCCAGCCUGAGCUCAGAGAAGAGUGAUGUCUGCACUAAAGCCUUUCUCAGCUCAUGUGACCUGGAAAAAAACAAGCUAAUAUCCAGCCAGGAGUGGUGUGCUUGCUUUCAGAAAUAUCAGGAUGCUCCCUGCCAAACAGAGAUCACCAGCAUCCUCAAACAGCAAGUUGUGAAGAAAUUACUGGGGACGUAUAUGCCUUCCUGUGAUGAGGAUGGAUUCUAUAGACCUCAUCAGUGUCAUAGCAGCAGUGGGCAGUGCUGGUGUGUCGACCGCUAUGGAAAUGAGGUUGCAGGGUCUCGCACCCAAGGGUCUGCUGAUUGUGCAGUGGAGGCUUCUGGAGAUUUUGGCAGCGGUGAUUCGCUGCUGUCAGAUGAUGAGGAUGGUGAUGUUUUAAAUGAUGAAGAGGAAAUGGAAGACGAUGAAGAUGAAUACGAACAUACGGAUGAGUAUGGGGACCUGUCGUAAACUGUUUUCCACUUUAAUUUCAAUUUUAUUUUGAUUUACAAACGAGGAGCCAAAUAAAACACAGACUUUCAUUUGGUCUAAAAGCACGUUUCUAGGUGACCUUGACAGAAUAUUAACAUUACUUAAGGGUUCAUCUACCCAGUGCUGUGUAAUAUUUGUACAAAAUUAAUACCGAUAUUGGAUAACCAUAUUCCAUUUUUCUUAGAAAUUCUUAUAUCGAUCCAAAGUGUAUUAACAAAUCUUGGAAUUCAGAAUGGGUUUGGUAAGGACUUCAACCGAUGAGGGUUUGCACUUAUAAACAUGCACAUGAACACGACACAGACAAAACACAUGCUUGUAUGCUAAAGUUGUGUUUUAAAGUUCGUACCUUGCAAGAUUUAUCAAAGAGUUAUAGCAUGAGGGAUUCACAAUGGUUUAUUGCAUUUUGACUCCUGUAUGAUGAUUUAAUAGGGUCCAAAGAAUAAAAAAAUGUCUUUUUAGUCUUAUUUGCAACACAGUAAAAACUUUCUGCAUAAUCAUGUACCUACUUUUAUUUAACCUCACAGUUUGGUCACAGCUUAAUAAAGACUUAAAAAUGCAGAAUGAUGUAAUCGGCCAAAAUUGAUUUGAUGUGUAAUAGAGAACAAACUUGGCAUUAUGUUUUUGUGACAGUGUUGAAUUACAAGUGUCAUACCAAAUGAAUGUUAUGUUAACAGACUUACAGUAAUGCUCAUGGCAUGACAUUGAAAAAACAGUGUAAUGUCUAGUGUACGUCUACAAAAAUACUUUGUCAGGGCUCCAGACUAACUUUUUUCACUAGGAGUACGGUGGCCCCCAACUGAAAAAUGUAGGGGCGCAACCAAAAAAUUUAGGGGCACACACUGUAAAUCAAAAUGCUAACUAAAUAUUCACAUUUCUACUAAUUUCCACUGUAUUACUAAUAAAUACUUUAAUAUGCUAGAUGCAGAAAGUACAAUGUGCUGUUUCAAAAUCAGUGUAACAUUACAAAAAAAGUCAAAUUUACUGGUGGCACAUGUGCGACUGGAUGUAAAAUUCAGUGGCACACUCUCAAAUUUUGGUGGCAAAAUGCCACCAUUUGGUGGAAGUCUGGAGCCCUGUUUGUGUAAAGACCCUCUUACAAACCCAAACACACCACACCUUACCUUAGAAACAUUUCGGCUGUCUCUUUGGGCAUGAGGUGCCUUUAACAUUUACAUGGAGGAAUGGAGGCUGAGUGAAAAAGAGGAGAUAUUUAGAGUUAGAAUGUAGAACUAUUGACUGCCAUACGAAGCUAAAAAUGAGAGAUUUUAGCCUCAUGCGCUCACUGUUGCUUUGGUCUAUAGGAGAAAGUCAGUAUGAUUAGUUUGUUUGCAUAUGUUACUGUAGACAAAAGAUCGUAUGGUGUUCUUCUCCUUGUUCUUCUCAGUGCUUUUGCCUUUUGUGUCAGAUUUUUAUUUCAUAAUGUGCUUAUGAAAAUACAGAUUUCCUUAUAUGGACAUUGUGGUGUUUUCUAAAGAAGCCUGUUAUUCGGUUUAAUGAGUUAAUGAUGAUCAGUUAAAGAGGUCAGAGAAAAUUUUAUCAGUGUUGUCAUCUGUCCAGCUGUUAUCGUACAGAUGUUUUUUUUAAGUAUACAUAUAAUUUGCUGAAAUAAAGUUACACAGACCAGAAA